Lipotes vexillifer (Yangtze River dolphin) is the source of this 1340-nucleotide messenger RNA. RefSeq names its product LDOC1 regulator of NFKB signaling (gene LDOC1). Bases 77 to 517 code for a protein of 146 amino acids. The transcript has a single exon. The record is from RefSeq and is a predicted model, not a curated record. NCBI's taxonomy places the organism in Eukaryota, Metazoa, Chordata, Mammalia, Artiodactyla, Lipotidae.
CCUGCGAGGCCUCCGUGCGCACUUUAGGCGAGCCGAACCGAGCUGAACCCUGCCCUGCACUUGCGAGCUGUUCGCCAUGGUGGACGAGCUGGUGCUGCUGCUGCAUGCGCUCCUGAUGCGGCACCGCGCCUUGAGCAUCGAGAACAGCCAGCUCAUGGAACAGCUGCGGCUACUGGUGUGCGAGAGGGCCACCCUACUGCGCCAGGUACGUCCGCCGAGCUGUCCGGUGCCCUUCCCCGAAACGUUUGACGGCGAGAGCUCCCGGCUCCCCGAGUUUAUCGUGCAGACGGCGUCUUACAUGCUUGUCAACGAGAACCGAUUCUGCAACGACGCCAUGAAGGUGGCAUUCCUAAUCAGCCUGCUCAUCGGGGAAGCUGAGGAGUGGGUGGUGCCCUACAUUGAGAUGGAUAGCCCCAUCCUAGGUGAUUACCGGGCCUUCCUCGAUGAGAUGAAACAGUGUUUUGGCUGGGAUGACGACGAAGACGACGACGACGAAGAUGAAGAUGAUGAUUACUAGGCCCGGAGACCCUCGGGCCUAGGGGGGAGGGCCCUGCACGCCGCCACCUCUCCCCUCUCCGCCUUGUCCCGCCCGGAGCCGCCGCGCUCCCCUAGCGCUCCCAUCCCCUUCCCUACCUCUGCCUCUGGUUGUCUUCCUCCUCCCCCCUCCUCCCCGUAGUGCUUGUCUUUGUUCCGGGGAUAGUGCUCCAGUUACCUGCUGCUGAGGCUGGGGCCUCUCUCUGAAGUGCGCUGCCUCCCACUCUGGCCAGCCCCAGGACCCUCUCCUGCUGACUUGAACUGUGUUCUGAGCCCCAACUCUAGGCCAGGCCCCUGUUACCAACUGGACGGACUAUGCACAGCUGUGCCGCACAGCCCUGCCAACUCUCAGGCCUACAUCUUGCCCAGAGACCUACGCUGCCACCUAAGCACCCUCCACCACAUUACAGCGACAGACCAGGCCUUUGGAGAUAAGGAGCAACCUAGAAGAUGCCUUAGUUGGCUACACCUCCUGGGACACUGGUUUGGACUGCUCACCAACUUCCCCCAAGGGGCUAAUCUUUCAAGCUGGUUAGUUCCCUGCUAACGCCCAAGGUCUUCUCCUGCCUCACCAGAUUGCUGCAGGAGCCUGUUGUGCCUGGCAGCCAAAUUGUUGACAUUUCUCCUAUGCACCAGUUUUGCACAACUGUCAUUUAUCUUUCAAAAUUGCAGCAAUCCCACAGAUGUGUGCAUUUGGACAAAAAUACUAAAAACAAAACUACAAACAAAAGCAGGCACUCAGCCCAGCUCCUCAGUACUACCUGGAAAAAGCAUUUACAUUCUUUUCAAUAAAUAUCAAGCACUAC